ACUCGCCUGUGAAAUUUUGGCUGAAUUCUCCCAAGCCAUUUCCAAUGGCGGUAAGACUUUACGGCAAUAUGUAGAGUGGUCUGUGAAAGAGGCGUUACUUUGGACCGUUGUGUAGCUGUAUUCAUCUCAAGUCACAAUUUGCUUUGUAUUGAUCAAAAUUAUGUGCAGUUAAAUCGCCGACUUCAGUUCAGUAUUAGUUCGUAACAUGACUAUCGCAAGAGACACAACAAUGGGAGAGGCCCCAUCCUACGGUAUUGCCACUGGCAACCGCUUUGCUAUGGUAGAUAUCGGUGACGAUAUCGAAGAUCCGGCCGAGUUCUAUAAUCUUAUAGAACAGUCGAACGCCGCCAAGAAGGCAGAAAGCAAGAAAAAGAAGGAGAAAAAGCCCGAGAAAAAGAAAGAAGAAGAGAAAAAACCUGAGAAGAAAGAGGAAGAAGCUGCAAAAGAGAACACGAGAGGUCGUGGUAGAGGCCGAGGUGGACGUGGUAACAGUCGUGGUCGCGGGGGAGAACGUGACGGCAGCGCUGACAACCGCAGACGAUAUAACCGAGACAAUGACGAUAGCAGACCCCCUAGAAUGCAGGACGAUGGAGGUGACUCAAAACCAGAGGACGGAGACCGGCCUCGUGGUGGAUACCGAGGACGCGGCAACAACCGUGGUCGCGGCCGUGGCGGUUACCGUGGAAGCGGCAGACAAUAUGACAGACACUCUGCCGAUGGAAGAAGUGGCAAGCCCUCAGAAAAGAGAGACGGAGGCGGUGCACACAACUGGGGUACACCUGUGGAAGAAGCAGCCGCCCCUAACUGGAGUGCUGAUGCUGCCGCCGGUGACGGUUGGACAGCUCCUGCUGAGACCCCUGCUGCUGAUGCUGGUGGUUGGGGAGACGUGCAGCCUGCUGCCUCUACCGAACCAAGUGGAUUUGACAACGUUCAGCCAAGUAGCUCCGAUGCUGCUCCAGCAAGCGGAUUUGACAAUGUCCUGCCAAGUGGAUCUGAAGUGCCCAGUGGAUUUGAUAAUGUCGAAGGAGCCGGAGAAAACGCUGAUGCGGGACCUCCUAAGGAAGAAGAACCCGACCAAAUGACUUACGAGGAAUAUCUGGAGAAAUGUAAUAACGAAAAGAAAGAAACUGUCUUCAAUGUCCGAAAGCCUGGUGAAAAUGAAGACGGUGGUCAAUGGAAGAACUUCGCUCCACUCAAAAAGGAAGACCAAAAUGCCUAUAUGGGUGGAAUGGACGAGUAUGAGAAAAUCAUAGUCCGUGGAGGAAGAAAGAAGAACCUAGUCGAUGUGGAUGUCAAGUUCUCCAACCCAUCCAGACGUGGUGGAAGAGGCAGAGAGGAACGAGGUGGAAGCAGAGGUGGCAGAGAUCGCCGUGAAGACCGAGGUGAUCGCCGUGAAGACCGCGGUGAUCGUCGUGAUAACCGGGCUCAGGCUGCUCCCAAAGCACCCAACCUGGAAAGUUUCUCAGAAACAGAGUUCCCCUCACUAUCAUAACGCCUCUGGCCUCUCUCGUUGGUUGUGUCUCUUGUUGAACACUGAACACAAACUCUCGGAACACCGUCCUCAGACUCGGUGUUUCUGAUACUGAUCCCCAAUCAGCACCAGGUGUCAUGCCAUCUCGCACCCGGUGCUGUCACCUAGCACCUUCACCCACUUCCCCUGCUAAUUUUUAGUAAUUUAUUUGUUACCCCGGGUCUGAGACGUGUUUUCGUUAGACUUCUCGUUUAUUUUUAUUUAUAGAAUGUGGAAUAUUUCAUAUUUGUUUUACACAAA
Bolinopsis microptera is the source of this 1771-nucleotide messenger RNA. RefSeq lists its product as uncharacterized. The transcript is spliced from 9 exons. Gene Ontology annotation, molecular function: RNA binding. NCBI's taxonomy places the organism in Eukaryota, Metazoa, Ctenophora, Tentaculata, Lobata, Bolinopsidae. Gene Ontology annotation, cellular component: nucleus; cytoplasm. The coding region runs from base 206 to 1492 and encodes 428 amino acids. The record is from RefSeq and is a predicted model, not a curated record.